AUGAUCCUUUGUUUUUGUUUGCUUGCUCGUGCUGGACUCCUGCUGCAUGGAUGCGUUUUCCGACGGCUCGACCACCCCUUCCUGCCCACCAUGUUCGCGGACUUCAACGCCGGCGCGGAUUUCUCGUGCGUCGUCAUGGAGUUCUGCCCCGGCGGCGACCUCCACUCCCUCUACCACCGCAUGCCGGGCCGCCGCUUCCCGCUCUCCUCCGCGCGGUUCUACGCCGCCGAGGUGCUCCUCGCCCUCGAGUACCUGCACAUGAUGGGCAUCGUGUACCGCGACCUCAAGCCGGAGAACGUGCUCAUCCGGGGCGACGGCCACAUCAUGCUCACCGACUUCGACCUGUCGCUCGAGUCCACGACGUCGCCGGCGCUAGAGGACGCGAGGAGCCGCGAUAGGGGGGAGGGCGCGCCGGCGCCAUCGCCGACGUGCCUCCCGAUCCCGGAGCUGCAGCUCGCGGCGGUGGAAGCGCCAGCGCCAGCUCGGGUCGAAGAGCGGCGCUGCCGACGUGAAUGCGCACGCCUUCUUCACGGGCCUCAACAUGUGGCGCUGUUGCGGUCGUCGCCCCCGCCCGUGGUGCCGCCCCCCGCCGCGCUGCACCGGUGCGACGACAAGGCCGCCGACAUGCAGCAGCUGUUCGAACACUUCUGA
Setaria italica (foxtail millet) is the source of this 651-nucleotide messenger RNA. RefSeq names its product protein kinase PINOID-like. The coding region runs from base 1 to 651 and encodes 216 amino acids. Lineage: Eukaryota; Viridiplantae; Streptophyta; Magnoliopsida; Poales; Poaceae. Gene Ontology annotation, molecular function: ATP binding; protein serine/threonine kinase activity. Gene Ontology annotation, biological process: protein phosphorylation. The record is from RefSeq and is a predicted model, not a curated record. The transcript has 2 exons. Gene Ontology annotation, cellular component: cytoplasm; nucleus; plasma membrane.